UUCGCUGGAAGGUUGGAUGACAUAUAUUUCUUUUUAUUUUUCUUUCUUUUAAUCGGGGUACAGGAGUUCUCUUCUCAACAAAAAAAACAUCCAAGGACUAAGGAUUUGAUGCCUCAAGAUUUUUGGUUUAGUGCACCAAGGAAAGGUAUCAUGGUCUUUGCUUUACCUGGGGAGCCAGGUCUGACAGAGUUGGCUGGUGACUUCAAAGUCCAUUUUCAUGACCGUCAAGGCGAUUUCUACUGUUGGUUGAAUACAACAAUGGUGGAAAACAGGAAGAUUUUGAACACAUCAGAUCUUGAUAGUUUUGACAAGAGGAAACUGCCUUCCCCUGGGUUCCAGGUCGAGGUUGUGUUGAUAGAUUAUGAUGGUACGGUCCCGACGAAGGUCAAUACGGAAACCGUCAGCAAGGAAUCAGAUAGAAGCUCAGGCACUGCUGCCGUGGCUGAUGGUCCUACUACUAGGCCUUCGGACCCAAGUAAAGGCUCUGCUAGCAAUGACAAGGAAGAUGUUUUCUCGGACAACGAAGCAGAGGAGGGCGGGUCUGUCAAGAGCCGACAAGCUCGAGAGGCAGCUGCUGGGAGAGGGACCACUGAUGCUGGUGGGAGACCUAAAACAGAGAAACCAAAGGAGGAAAUGGCGAGUGUAACUCAUGGCGUUGAACAAGUUUCUCUAAGAAGUGAAGGAGAGAAAGAGAACCCCAACACCAGUGAAAUGAAAAAUGAAGGCACUAGUGGGGCUGCCUCGUUUGAGGUCCCGAAAUCGGAUUUGUCGGGAGUGAGUGAAUUCAAGGCAAUCGCUGCAGAUGCUUCUGUUUUUACUUUCGGCGAUGAAGAAGAUUACGAAAGCGAAUGAGUGGGGGUGGCAUUGGCAUUUUAUGGUUGUCACAAUAUGUACAGAAGAUUUGUAAGAAAUUCAGAUUGAAAGAUCGUCAAAAGAAGUGAUGUGGGAGAUGUUUCUUCUUCAUGAUUGAGAAGAGAUUGAAAAUUCUAUUACAUUCUAUUUAUGACAGUUUUGCAUGUGGGCCAGGGCCACAGCUUCAACAUCGUUAUUUGAUGAGCUUUCCAGCUUCUUGUGCAGUAAUCUGCUUGCUGUUCGUUGCAGCCUUUGGAUAGGGAAGCUAGACCGUUCAAAUGGUGGGCCCCAUAUGGUACAAAGUUCUCUGGUUGAAUAAUCAUAGCUUUCUUCACAUUUGAAGGCCUGGAUUUAGUGUUGAGGAUUGUUUUCUACCACAGGUAAUUCGGAGUAAGACCCACCAGAUUAAUGGUCCGAUUCAGGGUGUCGAACUGCAAUGGUUCCCACUUCCCACCCAGUCUGAGUCAACUCAGACAAGUCUCAUGGGACUCGUACGAGUCUUAGAAGCUUGCAUAUUGGGGUCAUGCUACCAGGGGAAGAUAAGCAAUGGCCCCUCCUGUUUUAAUUCCAGCAUCACACAUCAGUGGGUCCUCGUCAGCGAUUUGGAUCCAGCAGAUUGUUUUCCUUUUCUCCAAAAUGUUGAUAUGAUCCUUCAGGGUGGGGAUAUGAACAGUACCUUGAUGUUUGAGGUGGACGAUCCUGGCUGUUGAUCUUCAUCUGUUGGGUCUUGCUGCGGAUGUAGGAUUCCUGAGGAAAAAGAAGAAAGAAAAAACCACAGAUUGAACAAUCCUAACCCUUCAGAUACUGACCUCCAAAUAUACGAAGAUAUAACUUUUUAAAUAAAGAAAGAAAAACAAAGAUAUGGAUAGGAGAUUCCAGUCUUUGAGAUUUUUUGGUCAUUGUUUAUCAAAAUGGAUUUCAAAUUGGCGAUCUGGAUCGCCAAGAUGUAGGAUCCACUUGUCGAAACUCAAGCCCUAUUGUGUAAAUGAACAUUAUAAUUUUCUCCUCCUGUGCGUUUGAUUUGAGGUCCUGGGCCCUCUCAUACGUGCGUUCAACGUGAAUGUGCGAAUGAGAUCCAAGCAUAUAAUCAGGUGGACCACCCAUACAAUUGAAAUGUACAGUUGGGAAAACUUGGAGUAACGACCCACAUUCAGCAUUCAUUCAUGACCCCAGCUGAUGAUCC
Messenger RNA from Magnolia sinica, 2035 nucleotides. RefSeq names its product phosphatidylinositol 3,4,5-trisphosphate 3-phosphatase and protein-tyrosine-phosphatase PTEN2A-like. The transcript is spliced from 4 exons. Gene Ontology annotation, cellular component: cytosol. Bases 109 to 852 code for a protein of 247 amino acids. NCBI's taxonomy places the organism in Eukaryota, Viridiplantae, Streptophyta, Magnoliopsida, Magnoliales, Magnoliaceae. Gene Ontology annotation, biological process: dephosphorylation. Gene Ontology annotation, molecular function: phosphatidylinositol-3,4,5-trisphosphate 3-phosphatase activity. The record is from RefSeq and is a predicted model, not a curated record.